GAAUGGAGGAAAUUGAGAGAGCUUGAGUAGUUAAGAAGAUGAAAUUCGCUGAUAGAUAUCAGCAAUUUAUGAAAGAGCAAAAAGAAGAAGUACCAGUCAUCCGACUAAGCAAUCUCAAGGCUGUUUUGAAGAACUGUGAGAUCAAGGACAUGCACCCCAAAGAUAGAAAUACUGAAGAAGACUGUGAUUGUCCAGUAUGUGACAGGACAUUUUUCCCUUCCAUUCUCAAGGACAUGUCUGUGGUAGUGAACUUCUUUAACAAGCGUGCACAGGAGAUACUAUACUCCCAUUUGGCUUCUGGCUUUAAGAAGUACAUUUUACGUCUUAAAAGGAAGUUAAAGUUGAAAGCAAGCCAUGAAAAUAUGAUAAAAGAAGCGCAAGACCUUGUAGGCUACGCUACAAUUACUGCUUUUGCUAUACAGAAGAUCCUGAAGAAAUAUGAUAAGGUUCACUGCUCGAAGAAGGGACAAAGGUUUAAAUAUCAAGCUCAAACUAUGAAACUUGAGCUCCUAAAAUCCCCAUGGCUUUUGGAACUAAUGGCAUUCCACAUUAACGUGAGUAAAAACAGAGAUGAAAGCAAGACAAUUUGGUUUGUUGACUUCUCGCUUCACAAAGAUGAUGAGCACAGACCACUGUUUUUGGUUAACCUUCCCCAUUCAAUAGAGCUGAAUCUUGAUCUAACAUGCCCAAUUUGCUUGGACACUGUCUUUGAUCCAGUUUUCCUCACCUGCAGCCAUAUACUCUGCCAUAUGUGUGCUUGUUCGGUUGCAUCAGUCACCAUUGUUGAGGGACUACAGGCUGCAACUUCUGCAAAGAAAUGCCCAAUUUGCCGAAAGGGUGGGGUAUUUGGAGGCGCAGUGCAGUUGGCUGAGCUAAGCAUGCUACUGAGUCGAAGUAUGCCAAAGUAUUGGAAAGGACGCCUUCAGAGGGAACGACAAGAGCGAAUCAAACAAGCAAAGGAGUUCUGGGAGUCUGAGUGUCGUUUAUUUCUGGAAUAAGAAUGAAAGUCACUCCUAGCAAUCUGCUCAUUUGCUGUAUAAAUAUUCGUAGCUUUCUGUUGGAAUGAGUGACCGUUUCUUAUUAGGAAUGUAAUUAGUCUAAAUAUAUUAUCACUUAUUGUAUUUAGUACUUACCCAAUAUAUACUUAUAAGUUAUAACCUUGGUGUAUAUAGAGAACCUCCUUAAUUGUGAGAUAAAUAAAAUAUCACGUAUUCACUCAAUUUCA
Molecule: messenger RNA, 1225 nt
Organism: Rosa rugosa (rugosa rose)
Lineage: Eukaryota; Viridiplantae; Streptophyta; Magnoliopsida; Rosales; Rosaceae
Product: probable E3 ubiquitin-protein ligase BAH1-like 1
Exons: 6
Coding region: 39-998 (319 amino acids)
Molecular function (GO): metal ion binding
Source: RefSeq, a predicted model, not a curated record